GUAUCCAUUUUAGUCUCUCUUAUCAGCUUUCUUCAACAAAUCUCCCAGAAAGAAAAAAAAAAAAAAAAAAAAAAAGUCCCAUCUAAACCUAUUCCCGACACAGAAAUAUGUUCAAUUUCAGACCCAUUUUUGUGGUGAUCAUCACUUUCAUCUUCCUUGGUUCUCUGGUUUUCUUUCCUACCGAAGCAGUUCGAUCAUUUCCCAACAAGAUCAGCAUUAAUGGAGCAGAAGGCGAGUUGGGUUUGCCUAUUCAAUUCUCGGAGGCACCAGAUUAUAGAAACGGUGUCAAAUGCCCAGUUUUGGCAAAAGACGGUGUGGCAUUUCUAUGCAAUCCAAGGCUUGUUCAUAUCGCAAUGACUAUUGAUUCAGAGUACUUGAGGGGUUCAAUGGCUGCUGUCCACUCUGUUCUCAAACACACUUCUUGCCCUGAAAACAUUUUCUUCCACUUCAUUGCUUCUGAUUCCGGUUCGGUAAAUAUUGAAAAUCUUGAUUGGACUGUCCGGUCCGCGUUCCCUUCACUGAGUUUCAAAGUCUAUGUAUUCAGAGAAAGCCUUGUGAGAGAUCUAAUAUCUUCUUCGAUUCGUCAAGCUCUUGAUAAUCCAUUAAACUAUGCAAGAAGCUAUUUGGCUGAUUUACUUGAGCCUUGCGUUGAAAGGGUGAUCUAUUUAGACUCUGAUACCAUAGUGAUCGAUGAUAUACAGAAGCUGUGGAGGGUUUCUUUAACUGGGUCUCGGGUCAUUGGAGCUCCUGAAUAUUGCCAUGUAAAUUUGAACAAGUAUUUCUCUGCUGAAUUUUGGUCGGAUGCAGAGCUUACCAAGGCUUUUGAAGGGAAAACACCUUGUUAUUUCAAUACGGGUGUGAUGGUGAUGGACUUGGUGAGAUGGAGAGAGGGCGAUUACACAAGCAAGAUUGAGAACUGGAUGCAAAUUCAGAAAGAAAAGAGGAUUUAUGAACUGGGCUCUCUUCCACCGUUUUUGUUGGUUUUUGGUGGAGAUGUUGAGGCUAUUGACCAUAGAUGGAACCAGCAUGGGCUUGGUGGUGACAAUGUGGUAAAUAGUUGCAGGACGUUGCAUCCAGGUCCUGUAAGUUUAUUGCAUUGGAGUGGUAAAGGAAAGCCAUGGAUGAGGCUUGACUCUGGAGCUCCAUGCCUAAUUGAUUUUCUCUGGGCGCCUUAUGAUCUUCAUAAACCCCAUAGCCAUAUUCAGUAGAAGACAGACAAAUAUUUUAGCACAGGAUUCUUUUAGUUUUUCACAUUUCUUGUUUUCUCCUUCGAUUCAUUUGUACUUAACGAGAUUCUUUGAUACAUGUGUACGUAGAGAAAGAGGCAAACCAAAAUUUAUAUAUUAUAUUGAUUCUUUCUAUAACUUGGUUCUUUUACGCAAAAAUGCAGUAUUAUUUGCUCUUGAGCAUCAAUUUUUGCAACCGUACAGCAUUAAUUCCAGAUUAACGCUAACUUGAAACCUCAAAUAAUAUUAGAUAGAUGGAUAAAACAGGGGAAGGGAAUGGGAAUGAAAAUUGAAGAAAGAAAAAAAGAGUCUACAUGCUUCCCACAUCCCUCUCUUUACAACAAUCCGAGGAAUGUUUCGACAAAGAGUUCACGGACGUCAUCACUUGAUUUACAUAAAUGUUUUGACUGACGGAACGGCGUUCAAUUUGGAGGUGUGCCUUCUACUUGAGAUAAUGUGCAAGAGGACCAAACUUUGUGGGACAACUAGCCUAUGUCCAAGCUGUUAUGCUUAAUUUAAAUUGUUGUCUAAAUUUUAGCAAGAUCAUGUAUUAUUAGUACGGCUAGCAACAUCCCAAGAAAGCAUUUUCUGUUUAAAGUAACGAACAAAUUGCUAUUUAGCUAAUCAUAAAUGUUUUUGUUUGCAUAAAAUUGGUUUAUUCAAUCGCGAACAAACAUCUAUUAUCCGCAAUGUCAUGAUUCCAUUGAGAUUUUUUCCCAAGUGAUAUAUGUGUUUAAAAAACUUAAGUUCUAACUUCUUGUAAGGCAUCUGUUAUUUUGUAUAUACACAGCCCAAAGUGAAAUACAACAUAUUAAUUCCAGGUCGCAGCUCAAAACAAACACACCUACCUUAAACCACUUCUAUCAUGCCUUGUGCGUACUUGGUGAAUGAAAUCCUAAAUGCCAUAUGAGAGGUAAUAACUAACUUGAAAAUCUCAAAAUCGUUUUGACUUGAUUAAAAAUAAAUAGUAAUAUCGAUAAACAGGGGAAGAGAAACAAAAUGAAAAAAGAGAAAAGAGAAAAAGAAUGUACACACACUUCCCUCUCUUUACAACAAGCCAACAACACAACUCAAAUGCAAUCUGUUUUCCAAGCCUCUCAAAUGGUGACCCAGUAGCAUACACC
Ziziphus jujuba (common jujube) is the source of this 2350-nucleotide messenger RNA. Its product is annotated as probable galacturonosyltransferase-like 10. NCBI's taxonomy places the organism in Eukaryota, Viridiplantae, Streptophyta, Magnoliopsida, Rosales, Rhamnaceae. Gene Ontology annotation, cellular component: Golgi apparatus. The record is from RefSeq and is a predicted model, not a curated record. The transcript has a single exon. The coding region runs from base 108 to 1208 and encodes 366 amino acids. Gene Ontology annotation, molecular function: glycosyltransferase activity.